GCAAACGGAGGUGGGAUGCAGGAAAGCUGCAGGCGAGAGACAAAGCAAUCAGAGGUGGUAGAGAGAUGGCUAACCUGAGACAGCAGCCUUCACUUUGCUGCCAUACAUCAUCCAACGAGGCUUUCGCAUCCUAGCGUUUCUCUCCUCCUGUGUCUCUUUCUGCUAGUCUGACCUCUGCUUUCAAGCUGAUUCUACUCUCCAGUUACUAACAUUCUUGAUGGUUCCCCAGAGUCUGCAGGAUAAACCCCAAAGUCCAUCAUAACGGUCCUCCGUCAACAGAUCACCCACCCCAAUUACCGCCUCCUGGUGGAGACUUCAUGGCUCACACACAUAAUGUGACUGAAUUCAUUUUUCUGGGACUUUCUCCCAAUCGGGACGUGCAGAAAGUUUGCUUUGUGAUAUUUCUGCUCUUGUACACAGCAAUUGUGCUGGGGAAUUUCCUCAUCGUGCUCAUCGUCUUAGCCAGCAGAAGUCUUCGUUCCCCCAUGUACUUCUUCCUCAGCUACCUGUCCUUCGUGGAGAUCUGCUACGCCUCCACCACGGCCCCCAAACUCAUCUCAGAUUUGCUGGCUGAAAGGAAAGCCAUAUCCCUGUGGGGCUGCAUGACACAGCUUUUCUUCAUCCACUUCUUUGGUGGCACUGAGAUUUUCCUGCUCACCGUGAUGGCCUAUGACCGCUACGUGGCCAUCUGCAAACCCCUCAACUACACCACCAUCAUGAACCGGCAGGCGUGUGCUGUCCUGGUGGGGGUAGCAUGGCUGGGGGGCUUCGUGCAUUCCUUCACCCAAAUCCUGCUCACCUUCCGCUUGCCUUUCUGUGGCCCCAACGUGAUCGACCACUACUUCUGUGACCUGCUUCCUUUGCUCAAACUCGCCUGCUCUGACACCUUCCUCAUUGGCCUGCUGAUUGUUGUUAAUGGGGGGACCCUGUCUGUGUUCUGUUUUCUGAUCCUCUUAACCUCCUAUGUGGUCAUCCUGCUGCACCUGAGGACCCGGAGCUCCGAGGGGCGGCGCAAGGCCCUCUCCACCUGUGCGUCCCACAUCACCGUGGUGAUCUUGUUCUUUGGGCCCUGCAUCUUCAUCUACCUGAGGCCUUCUGCCACCCUGCCUGUGGACAAGGUGGUGGCCAUAUUCUACACAGUGAUCACGCCUCUCCUCAACCCUCUCAUCUACUCCCUGAGAAACGCUGAAGUGAAGAAGGCCAUGAAAAGGCUGUGGGUGAGGGCCAUGAGACCGGACUGGAAGUAGAGGUUGUGUCUUAGCACUCGUCCUGGGGGCUUGGAAGGGAUGAAAGGGAGUUCACAGGACUUGUUAGUUCUAGAGUUAUUCUAACUGGUCCUCAUCUUCAAAAACUUUAUUGUGAUCACUUGUAAAAUAUUCCCUCUGAGGGAUUUAUGUACUAUAUUUGAAUUAGCCAGUUCCUGUUAGAUCAUUUCUAUUUUUUUUCACUAGUAUGAAUAACAUUGCAGUAAGUAUUCUUGAAUAGAAAUCUUCACACUUCUGAUUUUUUCUUAGACUCAUUUGCUGUAGUAAAUUCACUGUGUUACAAGGUAUAGCAACUUUUGAUGCAUAGUGUUACAUUGAUUCUUAGAGAGAUUGUACUAACUAACUGUCCGUGUGAAAGUGCUCUUGAUGGAAUUGAACAAUGUCAUUACGCCUUUUCCGGAUGAGAAAUAAGAUUUUACAUAGUCUCAAAGUAUCUCCCUGCAAGAUACUUAUUAAUUGCAAAAGGCAAAAUGUAGCUCACUAUUGAAACCUGGCAGGCACUUCCUUAAGUAGCUGCUCAAACUUAACAUCAUCAGUAUUGAGACAGGAGAGGCACGUGGGAUCGUGAAUGUGUCCCUCCCACCAAAGGUACCUAACCUGAGGCUGGUCAUGAGAAAGUGUCAGGCAAAACCCAAAGGUAGAACAUGGUACAAAAUUGCUAACAGGCUUCUGCAAAAGUAUCAACGCAAAGAAAUAGAAGAUUUUUUUUUUUUACAGAUAGAUGCUAACUAAACACUACCUGUGAUCCUUCACUGAAUCCUGUACUAGGUGGAGGUCAUCAGUGGGCAGAAGGGCUGUAGAUGAGAAUAAUGGAGUUGUGUCCAAGUUAAUUUUCUGAUUUUGACAAUUACAGUGUGUUUAUGUCAGAGAACGUCCUGGGAGUGGGGAAUUACUUACUGAGGUAUCUAAAGGUAAAUGGGCAUUAUGUCGUCAAAUUUCAAACAUUUCAGAAAACAAUUCUAUCUGUCUGUCUAUGUAUUGAGAGAAUGAAUGAUAAAGAAAAUGUAGAAAAACAAUAUUUGGACAAUUUGAAUUAAGGAUUUAUAGGAUUUCUUUGUGUUAUUAUUGCAACUUUCUUGUAAGUCAAAAUUAUUUCAAAAUAUAAAGUGAAAAUAUUUUGCAAAUUAGAUAGACAUCUUGUUUCAUUUACAUUUUUUUUGAGUGAGGUGGGGUGUUUUAAUAUUUACUAGCCUUAAGUCGUGUUUUUAAACUUUUCCUGAUGGGCUGGUCCCUUCACAUUCUCCUCUUUUUCAAAGGUCUCCUGGGGAUUCCUUCCUCACAGAAACUUUGGGUUUAGUCCUACUUCUCCUCCUGUUCUGUCCCACCCCCACCCUGCAAGAACUUGUUUUGAUGGAUACCCCAUUACGUUUAUAAGUGUAUUGAGAAAGAAUCAAUGUCUUAAUGGUGGGCCUCCCCAUGCAAAACUAGGGUUUUUCUUUCCAUUUGCCGAUGUCUUCUUUUGUGUCCUUCAGUGGAGAGUCAUUCUCUUAGCAACUUUCAAGUCUGUGAGGCAGUAGCAGUAACUAUAAUCACCCCAAACUGAUUCGUUCACAACUGAAGUUUGCACUCUUUGGUGAAUGCGUCCCACCUUCCCCAGCCCCCAGCUGCUGGCAACCACCAUUCUAUUAUCACAUGUCUUUAUACUGCUAAUCAGCAUCCUUUUAUUUUAGCUUUGAAGAACUUCUCUCAGGAUUUCUUCUAAGGCACAGGUGGGCUGAAUCUGGCCCUCCACCUUGUUUUAUCCUGCCAAGCACCUUGUUUCUACCUGGUGUCAGCCCCGAGCUCCUUGCCCCUAGUUAAGGAGUAGUUACAUUUAUACAGUCCUAAAGUUAUAUUUCACCCUUUGAAAGCAACCAUGAGGCUGCUGUGGCCCCUGUGAAAAUGAGUUUGACACCUGUGUAAGGCCAGUCUAGUGGCGAUGAACACUGUUGGCUUGUUUGUUGGGGGAAAGCUUUAUCUUGGCUUCAUUUCAAAGAACAACUUUGCUGGGUAAAGUAUUUUUGGAGUCAUUUUUUUUCUUUCUUUAGCACUUUGAAUAGAUCAUCCCACCUGGGAGGUUUCUUCUGAGAAAUCUGCUGAUAGCCUUGUGGAGGUCCCUUGUAUGAGGGAAUUUGUUUUGUUGCUUUUAAAUUUCUCUGUCUUUGUUUUU
Phyllostomus discolor (pale spear-nosed bat) is the source of this 3414-nucleotide messenger RNA. RefSeq names its product olfactory receptor 4X2-like. Gene Ontology annotation, molecular function: olfactory receptor activity; G protein-coupled receptor activity. Gene Ontology annotation, cellular component: membrane. The transcript has 2 exons. Bases 318 to 1247 code for a protein of 309 amino acids. Gene Ontology annotation, biological process: G protein-coupled receptor signaling pathway. The record is from RefSeq and is a predicted model, not a curated record. NCBI's taxonomy places the organism in Eukaryota, Metazoa, Chordata, Mammalia, Chiroptera, Phyllostomidae.